Messenger RNA from Lactuca sativa (garden lettuce), 1164 nucleotides. The record is from RefSeq and is a predicted model, not a curated record. NCBI's taxonomy places the organism in Eukaryota, Viridiplantae, Streptophyta, Magnoliopsida, Asterales, Asteraceae.
AUGGGAUUCUCAAGCCAACAGCAAGGGAACUUUCAGCCAAGAAGCAAUCCAAAUUGGCACCAACCCAAUGCCAAUUUUCAGCCAUGGCCACCUUAUCCACCAAGACCUCCAUUUCUAAAUCAAAUGCAUCAUCAACAAAAUUAUCAACCACAUUUCCAGCCAAAUCAACCUCAUCAUCAAUCUCAAUUCCAACCUCAAAACAUGCAGCAAGGAAGUAGUUCAAGCGGAUCCGGAAUGUAUUUGGAAGACAUUGUCAAGAGUUUAGCCACAAGUACUCAAACAUUUCAAAAUGAGACCAAGGCGAGCAUCAAGACUUUGGAGCAACAAAUGACUCAACUCGCCACUUUUCUGAGUAAAUUGGAGUCACAAGGCAAACUACCCGCACAAACCGAAAAGAAUCCAAAGCAUAGUGCAUGUGCUAUCACAAUGAGAAAUGGCAAAGAAUAUGAAGGUCAAAAGAUGAUUGAAGAAGAAGAGAUGGAGAUAGAGAAAGAAGAAGAGAAGUCAAAAACACCCUCAAAGCAAGUUUCCAUUGAAGCAAAAUUCAUUCCUUUUCCAUUUCCCACAAGGUUAAGCAAGUCAAAGCGUGAAAAGGAAAAUGAGAUCAUGGAGAUGUUCAGGAAGGUUGAGGUAAAUAUUCCUCUUAUUGAUGCCAUCAAGGGUGUCCCAAGAUAUGCUAAAUUCCUUAAGGAAUUAUGCACAUCUAAAAAAAAGUUAAAAGGGAAUGAAACUAUCAAAGUGGGUGAAAAUGUAUCUGCAGUGUUACAGAAAAGACUACCUCAAAAAUGUAAGGAUCCGGGUGUUUUCACCGUUCCUUGCAAGCUAGGUAAUAUUCAUGUUCCACGAGAUAUGCUAGACCUUGGAGCUUCUAUCAAUGUUUUUCCAUACUCUAUUUUCAAAACUUUAAAUAUUGGCAUAUUGAAGAAAACCGGGGUGAUAAUUCAAUUGGCUGAUAUGUCUUUAGUAAAUCCAAAAGGUGUGCUAGAAGAUGUGUUAGUCCAAGUGAAUGAAUUAGUAUUUCCAGCAGAUUUUUAUGUCCUUGAUAUGGAUGAUUAUGAAUCACCGAAUUUGAGUUCAAUUCUUCUAGGAAGACCCUUUUUGAAAACAGCCCGGAAAAAAAUUGAUGUGUAUGAUGGUACAUUGUCCAUGGAAUUUGAUGGAUAG